AUGCGACCGGCUCUCCUUCGAUUACUGAAGAGACCAUCAGCUCUCUCGGUUCUCGACUCUUUAAUAUCGGCGCCCAUUGGAAUUGAACAGCUAGAAUCAAGAUACAAAUGCGAGUGUUUACGAAGCUACAGACAAGCCUCACGGCAAAGCCGAAGCGCACAGCCGGUCGAAUCGGAACAGAUAACUAGUGCUGAUUUUGGUACACGACCUGCGCGACCACCGCUUAGUUUUCGUGUAUAUGAGAUACAAGCGCCACAGGCACAAUCGAGGAACAGCGGACAGACAAAUGAUGUAUCUUCUGGCAUAUAUGCUGCUGACUCACCACGGGGCUUAUUAUUACAGCCGGAAAAACUGGAAUUCGAGUCGGAUAUAGGACACACCAAUGACAUAGGAAGUCGUCUAGUUGACGACCCGGACCGGCGACACGACUUCGCUCUCUGGGAGGAAUUGCUCCGCUACCGACAACGGCAUUAUGGAGACCGAGGCACUUUGGAUAUUUGGGAGGGCUUAAUGACCCGAGUGGAAGGAGUACAGCUUCCUGUUUCUGGGGACACAGCGGACUUUUUCUGGCAAAGCUUUGUGGAAUUGGGUUUGAAACAGGAAGUUAUACUGAAGGAGCUGGCAGACUAUGCUUUUGAGCUAUGGGUCAAAACAGGAAGGCGAUGGGACAGGUUCUACGAGAGUAUCGUGGGAGGGUUCCUCGAACGUGGCUUGGCGCAGCAAGCAGUGGAAUGGCACAAACGGCUUCGAGAUCCCCAUUUGCCCUGUCCGAAUGACGUCCUAAGUGUUCUCAAACCGGCUAUAAAUUCGUCCAACCCAUUAUAUACUGCAUCUACCAUCCCGUGGAAGCCCAAACGUCAUUUGAUACCCGCGGGGCUAAGGGCCUUCGAGAGUAUAUGCCGUGCUACACACGGUCACAAAAUCUACAGCCAAGCCAUAUCCACCGUGCUACAGAGUGAUUACAUCGACUAUGCCCCUCGAAUACAUAAACUUCUUAUCGAGCGGGGUGACCAUCCGCAGUCCUACGAGGACAUUCAGCCACUGAUCGAGCACACAAAUGAGUGUGGCUCUCCUGGACUUAUUCAGAAGCUCCGUCGCUAUGCUAGCAUUCGAUUCCCCGACCAGGUCGAAGCGAUCAGCGAAGACGAAUCUGACCCAAGAGAUGAGUUGGCACGGCAGCCAGAGGACCAACAGUCAGAAUCUCGUGGAAAAGCCUGGCUAGAGGAGAAGCCUUUCAAGGAUGACUUCGGUGCUAGACUGUUCGCUACAAAAGCUCUUAGGUUUGAAAUGAUUCUCUCUGGAUUACGAAUGUUCGGUGUGACGACCAUCGGGCCUCAGUCACUGCGCGAGAUGGCUACCCGAGCGCAUGGUUGCCAGGACAUAGCUGAUAAGCUCCAGGAGCUUCAGAAAGCAGGGAUUUCCGUAGGCGACAGUGUAUUUGUACGCCUCCUUCACAAGUUAGCGACGGAAAACCGUGAUAUCCUCCUGUCCGAUCUGCUUAACAGUGACCAGCAUCCGGAUGUCUUAGAGGACGCUCAGCUGCAAGAGUCGUUGUUGUUAUCGUACUAUGUUGCUCGCGACUGGCGUCCGUACAACCUGACUUUGGCUAUUCUUGGCCAGAUAUUCGAGGACAAAUCGGACCUUGCCAACGUUCAUUUUCGGAAAUUUUUGGCGGCCGGGGAGUGGAAGAUGGCGAUUCAAGUUGUUGACAACAUGGCCCUACGCGGCGCGACGCUGUCUCAAGAGAGCAUUGACUUCAUCGCUGAACGUGUUCUCAUCCCCCGUGCACCAGGAAAACCGCCUCGGCGCGACGAUAUUCCUGCUACAAGAGAAAUCAAGUUUGUUUCUCACACCCUGCGGCACGGUACCUCUAACGGCGACCUGGCGGUUACUGAGCUCUGGGUUGAGGUGCUGAAGCGCCUAGGGAUGCUUAACCUUUGGGAAGAACUCCGGAAAUGUUGUCUAUGGCUAGCCCGGCAAUAUUCUUCCAACUCAAAUACUACUCGAUCUAUCGUCUCGUAUCCAAAGAAAUCACAACGCGAUACGGGCGGUCUGGCCCAGCAGCAUGGGGACCGCUUUCUCCGGAAGAUCUUCAGUCAGAACAUGCAGGCUGCUAUCGUCGCGUGGGGCUUUAGGACGCGGGUGUCUCAACAGCGGAAGUGGAUGGUCACCCAGGGGGAUCCGUAUGAGAGCCUGAUCCCCUGGGUACGCGGUCUAGUCCUUCUCCGUGAACUGGAAAAAAAUGGAGUUCACCUCUCGGUGGCAUGGAUCCGCCGGGCUUGCCGACAUCGCUUGGCAGUACUCUACGGACGGCAUGGGUUGGUCAAUCGUCGGAUGAACCGCAUGUUGCGGCACGAAAAUCCCUACAGCGUGGCGCGAGUCCUCGGGGACAUCAAUCUUGCCUGGGGCGAGCCAUCUUUGUUUGGGGACCGGGAGAUUCGCGAUACCAAAGGGUUGGUAAACCCUCCCAACCGGACGAGGCGGAGACGGGUUAAGAAGAUGAGGUCAGCUUACCUUCAGGGAGCGGGUUAUUCUCGGAUGAGAGAAUUGUAUAAUAGUAGUGCCAACCGGGACUCGCAUGUAUGA
Molecule: messenger RNA, 2586 nt
Organism: Aspergillus bombycis
Lineage: Eukaryota; Fungi; Ascomycota; Eurotiomycetes; Eurotiales; Aspergillaceae
Exons: 1
Coding region: 1-2586 (861 amino acids)
Source: RefSeq, a predicted model, not a curated record